This is a messenger RNA of Effrenium voratum, 1304 nucleotides long. NCBI's taxonomy places the organism in Eukaryota, Dinophyceae, Suessiales, Symbiodiniaceae. The record is from the annotation of a GenBank genome assembly.
CGGGCCGCCAAAUCGAGUACGGAGCUACUUAAACCGGCCGAAUCUGCAAUGGAGACGGCGGUUCAGGCGCGCACCAAGCGGGCGAGGAUCCGAGAAGUGGAGGAUGUCGCAGUGGUGGAGGCCGCUGCGGCCGCUGCUCCAUCUGCGCAGCAGGUAGUAGAGGCCGACGAGGCCAACGAUGAGCCCGGCAUCACCAAGUUGGAGCGCCUCUGUGCCACGGUGGACCAAAAGGGCGCCGGCCUCUCCAAGGCGGACCUGAACGCCCUGCUGGAUCACGGGAUCCAUUGCGUUGAGACCAUCGCCUUCAUGCCACAGCGGAAGCUGUGCGAAGUCAAGGGCAUUGGCGAGCAGAAGGCGGCCCGGAUCUACGCUGCUGCCAAGCAACUGGUGCCCAUGCGCAUGGUCAGCGCUGCAGAGAUGCUGCAGCUGCGCAGGAACAUGGUUCAGAUCACCACCGGCUCCGCGAAGCUGGAUCACCUGCUGCGGGGCGGCGUGGAGACCGGCCAAAUCACCGAGGUCUUCGGAGAGUUCCGCUGUGGCAAGACUCAGCUGUGUCACACCUUGUGCGUCGCCGCCCAGCUGCCCAUCAGCAAAGGAGGCGGCGAGAGUAAGGCCUUGUACAUCGACACGGAAGGCACUUUCCGCCCAGAGCGGCUGGCGGAUAUUGCCCGGCGCUACGGGCUCAACGAGGAGGACGUGCUGGAGAACGUCACCUAUGCUCGCGCCUACAAUGCGGAGCACCAGGACCGGCUUCUAGUGGAGGCCGCCAGCGUCUUCUGCGAGUCCCGCUAUGCGGUUCUCAUCGUAGACAGCGCCACUGGGCUCUUCCGCACCGACUAUAGCGGAAGGGGUGAGCUGGCCGAGCGGCAGCAGGCCUUGAACCGCUACCUCCGGAAGCUCCAGCGCAUCGCGGAUGAGCACGGGGUAGCGGUGGUCAUCACCAACCAGGUCAUGUCUUCUCCGGACAGCGGCCCGGCCGCCUACAUGGGACCGCAGGUGAAGCCCAUCGGCGGGCACAUCAUCGGCCACGCCAGCCAGACGCGGCUCUACUUCCGGAAGGGCAAGGGAGAGACGCGGAUCUGCAAAAUCUAUGACUCGCCCAGCCUGCCGGAGGGGGAGGCGAUGUUUGCUAUCGACGCAGGUGGCAUCAUCGACGCCCCCGACAGAUGAGCCGCAGAGCGCUCGCUCGCGCCGGGCGUGCUGUCGGCAAUCCUCAGCUCUCCCGCGCCGCGCACCGCGCGUUGCUCGAACCGUACUCGGCAGAAAGAGAAGGUGGCUCCGUCUCUUUUUGAGGGCACCUGGCA